AUGUUUGGAUCUACAAGAAGACAGCGCUCCUCUACCAGUGCUUCGACACCUCCAGAAGCCUCCCAAUCUACCGCCGAGCUUCAAAUUCUUCUGGAGCUUCUAACUGAUGCACUCACAGCCCCGCCAAAAUCUAUUUACCCCAGCCUCGGGCUGCUCAUAGCGAAAUCCGAGUCCGUCCUUCAUUAUCUGUUAGCAUCUUCAAACCUACCUCGAUCAAAUGAUGAUUUCCGUCGCCUAUCCGGCUUUCAGAUUCUCCUGGAUACUCUGCGAACCUUCUCUGGAUUCUAUCAUCCGAUAGAGAGAACUCAUGAGGAUAAAAUACAGAUAUUUGAGCUCAUAAAGAUUAUAUUGAAGAUACUGUCACAGGUAUUUAAGGAUCACAAUGGAAACCAAAGAUAUUUUAGGCAAAGAAUCGAACAGGGUGGUUGGGCUACGCUAGCUCAGACAAUAGCGAGUAUCGGCAUUGCUGGAAAUGACCCUGACUUGUGGCGAGAAGCUCAACUCUUUGGGAAACUCUUAUCCUUUGUACUGGACGACUGGAGAAUAGAUAAGUUGUGUCAGCAAGUGAUAAAUUUAUGCUGCCCUAGAGUGAGCGACAAUGACACCCCGAGGGAAAUCUUAUCUCUUUUGUGCACAGAAAAAGAUUCUGAUAAGUCCUUUUAUAUGGAUAAUGUGGAAAGUAAUCUUUCGGAAAUAAUUAAAGAUCCUGUUUUGCUGCACCAACCUGACUUUGUCUCAACAGUCAUUGAUUUCUGGAAGGCCAUUACUCGGACAAAAGCAAGCAUAAAUCCUGUUGCGAAUAUCGUGAUAAUGACAUUAUACAAAAUAUCCCUAGUAUCCACUCACAAUCUCAAAGAAUUACAUAAAACUGGGAUAUUAUCAACUCUAUUACCUCUAACUUUCGACAUCGAUUCGCCUCUUGGGUCAUAUGAGAAAAUAAACGUUGAAGCUUUUUGCAAAAAUUUAAUCUCGGUGGGUAUUAAUGACUUGAGCGAUACAGAAUAUCUAAUCCAAAGUAAAUCAUCUGGCGCUGCACAAUUUUUACUUGAGGCUUUAGAUUCUUCGCAAACACCCCCUUUUAUCCAAUUUGAUCUUUCUCUUAAUGGGUACGCAUCUAUAGAGCUUCCUAAUCUUGGCAGAUGCUUUCCUCCACCUCCUAAUAUUCCGGGCUACAGCCUGGUGGUAUGGAUGUAUGUUGAUCGAUUCGAUCCAAAAAUUCAUACAACUAUUUUUGGCGCGUUUGACUCUUCACAAACUUGCUUCGUCCUUGCAUACUUGGAGAAAGAUUCUCAUAAUUUUAUCCUUCAAACAUCUGUGACUUCACCGAAACCUAGCGUAAGGUUCAAAUCUAUCGUAUUUAGGGAAAGAAAAUGGUAUCACGUUGCAAUUGUCCACAGAAGACAUAGAACUAUGACAGCAAGUAAGGUAUCACUUUACGUCGACGGAGAGUUUGUUGAGCAAGUCAAGUGUCAGUAUCCUAACCCACCGCCACUCUCGAAUGCCAGCACUGAAAGCUUCGCUUCUUUUUCCUCGUCAGCUAGAGCAAACCCCGUGCAAGUAUUUCUUGGCACACCGAAAGAUCUUUCAGCGCAUGUUGGGCCUAGUGAGGUAUUUUCACGAUGGUCAUUCGCUUCUGCCCACCUCCUCGAAGAUGCACUUAGUAAUGAUCUUAUCGCAGUCUACUACCGACUUGGACCUCGUUAUCAAGGAAAUUUUCAAGAUUGCCUAGGAUCUUUUCAAACUUACGAAGCAUCUGCAGCUCUUGGUAUGCGGAAUGAGCUCAUCCACUCAGGCAAAGAUAGUAACUCGGAAAUAAUAUGUGCUAUCAGAGAAAAAGCAAGUACUCUGCUACCAGAGAGUCGCAUUCUUCUUUCUAUAUUACCAAUUUCAGUUCUUCCAGAUGACGAAAAACUGGGUAACCAUCAGUCACAGAUUUUUUAUCGAUUAGAAAAAGUUCCCACUCGCAAUUUGAUUCAAUUAUCCCAAAAUAAUAGCACAAAAGUCGUGAUAAAUGCGGCGAUACCAUCAAUUAAUAGGGCUUUAACUCGUCCGAAUGGUACAGCAGUGCUUACAGGAAAUCCUGUCAUCAUAAUCCCCCAAUCGCUUGAUAAUAGUUUAUGGCAGAUCGGAGGUUUUACAUCGAUUGUCUUAAAGCUAGUGGAAAAUUCUUCGUCACAGGAUGACAUCUUAAGGGCAGUUGGAAUUCUAUUUCAUGGAAUCAAGGAUAACUGGCGGAAUAGUGAAGCAAUGGAGAGAGAGAAUGGUUAUGCAAUCCUUGCAGCGCUUCUACGUGGCAAAAUUGGUGCGGGCACCGUCAUACUACCAAAAACUGGAAUAAAACCUCCAGGUUUAACGCACAAAGAACGGGAAAAUCUCAGUUUUCGGCUUUUCAGCUUAAUAUUAAAUUUCAUAGGAUAUAAUCAUGCAAAGCCCGAGGAAUCUUAUAUAAUCAACCCUCUAGCUUACAGGAUAUUACUCGUGGACUUUGACAUGUGGCGUAAAGCUGCUACAGAUACCCAAGUGUUUUACUAUAAACAGUUUAUUACGUUUGGAGUCACCAGUAAAUUUCAUCAGUUUAAUUCUCGUCGUCUAUUUCGAAUGCGUGUUGUCAAGAGGUUUCUCGAUGCUCUCAAGGCUGAAAAAUUUUCCCAAGAUGUUUUUCCUUUCUUUAUGGAAUCACUAAAAAGCUUGGUUAUGUGUAAUGUAACAGCAGAGGUAUUCCGGUCCUUGGCUCUAUUUGUCACUUAUGCAUAUCACAAGCCGACAAAUCAGCACACCCGUAACGGGUCCCGAAGGCCAUCAAUAGGUACUCUUAGUGACACCAAAGAGUUGAAGUCAAUUAUCCUAACAAGACGCCAAUGUGGCACAAAGAUUCUCGAAAUGUAUUCUAGUCUUCUAUGUCAGAAAGACAACAUCACGGCAAUUCGCAAAUUUGCAAGAACAGUCACAAACAAAUGGCUCUUGCAUCUCCUUACAGAAGAUGAUCCCGAGGUCAUAAUUCUUGCAACAAAAAUUCUAUCACGUCUGUUAGUAGUUCAUGGAUCAAGCUAUAUUUCAAAGUUUACGAACAAAACCGGUGGAUUCACGAUAAUGCGACAUCGUCUCAGGCGCUGGUGGAGUCUCCCUACACUUUGGUCUCUAUGUUUCAGUAUUUUAUUCAACAGAGAUGUCGCUGAAAUCGACGUAGACCGCCCAUUUGGACUUUUUUACCUCUGGGAAACUUUUAGCCAUUGCAAAGUUAUAAAUUCGCAGGUAUUGCCAGUCAUAACUUCAAUGAUACAGUGUGGUUUGAAAGAAGUUUUAAGAAAUCAGGAUGAUCCAGACUCGCCACUCACUCCCCUGAAGGAAGACGCGAAACAAACAAGUUCUUCGAAGACUUCAAACCGGUCUCCCUCGCGAAGUAACUCGAUAUCUUCGACAAAAAAAACUGAACCUGAAUUGAUAGAAAAACUUCAGAGAGACCAGCCAAAUAACCAAGCAACCUUGCUCUACACUGUUGCUCGCUUCUUCGCUGAUUUACACUGCAAGUCUUCUGAAUUUAGAGAUUUUGCGUUAUCCUCAGAAUAUUUGCGGCUUCUACUAGCUGUUCUAUUUCCAGUCAUAGUCAGUACAGACGCUAUGAGUGCCGAAACAGAGCUUAAUUCGAAAGAAGCAUCUUUGACCUUCGGGGGGAAUGACGUCAUAAUUCGUCCUGUGCCUCGACUGUCACCCGUCCCAGCAUCAAGUAUGAAGGUGUUACCUAGUGACUCGAGCCUUUCUCCAGCUACAAAUUACUCUAGACCAAAGACCCUCCGGAAUAGUUCUUCAUUCAUUCUGAUGACAACCCGACCUUCUGAAUUUAGCCCCUCUUCUGCUAGAUUAACGCUUGUAACAUCACCUAGAAAAAAGAUGGGUAUUCCACAAGCAACUAACUCGCUAAUUGAGGACUUAUUGGAGUUGAUAAUAGCUGUCUUUAUUGAUCGUAUUAUGGUUAGGAAAGAGUUUUCUGGGUUUGGGCUAUUUUCUAAGUCUCCUCCUGGUUUUCACGAACAUCAGGUAUAUUUUCAAACUUAUAUACUCCGUAAUACGAUCUCUCAGCUUAGUAAUAGCAUCCAGCUAGAUCAAAAACUUUUGUGGGAGCCUAGAGUUAUUCAAAAUAUGGCAAGGUUUGUUGCCCACACGUGUGAGGCCGUAUUUGAGGGAUGGUUUUUAAGUGGUGCAGAACCUUUAAUUGAUUUUGCAGGUACAAUACUGGAGUACCUCCAACGUCCUGAAAUCUCUAAAAUAAAGAGCGUAAGACUCUGCCACCAAGCAAUAUUAAAUAUCAAAAACAUAUUCAUUAAGGUUGUUCUUCUACGCUUUUCCGAAAUAGAUGGCUAUUAUGUUGCAGAGUCUGAUGCUGUAGCAUUCAUGGAUAAAAUUUUUUACUGGCAAGCAAUCCUACUCUCACCAGAUAUUGGACGCCAAGACGAGUAUUUUAGGCUCGUAUGCUAUCAAUUAUAUCUAAAAUUGACUGACUCUCGUGAAUCAAUUCGAUUUGCCGCAGCCAAUCUCUGGCGUAUCAUGCUUGUCCAGAAACCAAAGGAGAUCUCAUUUGUGUUUCAAAGUACAGUAUCAAAUGACCAUCAAACUCUUAUCAAUGAUUUCAAAAGACUGAUUGAGCUCGAUAACGAAACUUUCCUUGAAUGGAUAGAUCAACAGCGAACUGACCUUGAUGCAUUUUUUUUUGGCGCAAUCACCAAAACAUGGGAGAGAUUUGUUAACUCUGAGAACGAAAAAACAGUAGAGACGAAUAGAGCUCGGAUACUUAGGCGAAGGGAACGGCUCAAGCAAUGGUAUACCGAGGAAUUAAACGAAGAGGAUAUAUUACUUCGCCACGAUUUGGGUACUGCGAUAUGGAUGAAAAAUAUUUACACAUCUGAACACCUAAAGCACCAACGGGCCCAACAAGACCAACAGGAUAAUUUUAUAUUCCUUGCAUCAACUUUUUCAAAUAUGGCUCAAGGGGUGCAGAGGCCAUGUGCAGUGUUUUACAACGGGCAGCCGCUAAUGUGGCAACUUGACAGAACCGAGGGACGAAAUCGAAUGCGAAUGAGAAUUCUACCUAAUCGAGAUUUACCUGCUUAUGACUAUCGUCCAAAAAGAAACGUGACAGAUGUUUGUUCUCAUUCUGAAGUAAAACCUCGUAUAUCUACAAGCCGAUCUACUAGCAUGACACCAUCUUCUAUAUCAGCUGUUGCUAUUACUAUAAAUGGAAAUAAUGAACCGUCUAACGCUUUUGUAAGUUUAGAGGCAGGAUUGAAGAACAAGCUGGAUAGUGGCGUUGUUCCUGAUGAUGACUUCGAACUUGUAGACGAUCCUAACGAUCCCGUUGAGGAUGAAACCUAUGAAGAUAAAAAUCGCAAAGUCAUGCGCAGCCUUCAGCGUGGAGAUCAAGUCUUGAAUGUUUUCAAUGUCUCGCGUAUUGUCGGCCUCGAAGCUUGUGAAGGUCUAUGUAUCAUAGGAAAGGACUGUCUAUAUCUCAUUGAUAAUGUAUUCCAGCGGUCUGAUGGCGAAAUAGUAAAUGUUAUGCAAGCGCCCAAAGAAGAACGUGAUCCAUACUUACAGAUGAUAUCGGGAAAAUAUGAUUCGAAGGACAUUACAGCAAACAACUUUCAAACAGAGAGAGCUGAUCAGACGGCAAGGAGCUGGAGCUGGAAUGAUUUAAUUAGUAUUUCUAAACGCAGAUUCCUAUUUCGAGAUGUUGCUAUCGAAGUUUUUUUCAUAGAUGGCCGAAGUUAUCUACUAACAGCAAUAUCACCUUUGCUCAGGGACGAUCUCCACGCAAAGCUUACUUCUAAAGCCCCACAUACUUGCGGUAAUUCUACUCUACCAAAUCCUGAGGAUGGAUGGCGUCUUGAAGCUCUGAAGGCAGCUGAGGAAGCACCAACAAGCCUGAGUUACAAAUUCGGUAAUAUCUUCAGCCCUUCAGCCUCUAACCCUGCAAUGAGGAAAUGGGUCAAGGGUGAAAUAUCUAACUUCCAUUAUCUAAUGCUAGUAAAUACAAUGGCUGGUCGGACAUUCAAUGACCUCACCCAGUACCCGAUUUUCCCUUGGGUAAUUUCGGACUAUAAGAGUGCAGAGUUAGAUCUCAAUGACCCUUCAUCUUUCAGGGAUCUCUCUAAGCCAAUGGGUGCUCAGCAUAGUUCAAGGGCUGCAGAAUUUGUCGAGAGGUACAAACAAUUUGCAGAAAUGGGUGAUCAUAAUACGCCCGCUUUUCAUUAUGGGACCCAUUACUCUUCUGCUAUGAUUGUCACCUCUUAUCUUAUAAGACUUCAACCAUUCGUACAAUCAUAUUUGCUACUACAGGGUGGCAACUUUGACCAUCCUGAUCGCUUGUUCUAUUCUAUUGAAAAGGCUUGGCUGUCUGCUUCUCGAGAUAAUAUGACAGACGUUCGUGAGCUAACUCCGGAAUUUUUCUAUCUUCCAGAGUUUCUGACAAAUAGCAAUGGCUUUGACUUUGGAACGCGCCAAGGAAAGGGGGGUACUAUCAACACUGUCGAACUACCACCCUGGGCUAAAGGUGAUCCAAAAAUAUUCAUUGCAAAGAAUAGAGAAGCGCUCGAGAGCCCUUAUGUUAGCCAAUAUUUACAUCAAUGGAUUGAUCUCAUAUUUGGAAGCAAGCAACGCGGUGAAGCCGCAAUUGAUAGCAUCAACGUCUUUCAUUAUCUCUCAUACCAUGGUGCCAAAGACCUCGAAACUAUUACCGAUCCAAUGCAGAAGCUUGCCACUAUUGGAAUCAUCCAUAAUUUCGGGCAGACCCCUCACCAAGUCUUUACCAAGCCUCACCAGUCACGCGAAAACUUCCGCCACAAACAGAAAAGACUUGAUAACUCAGCUCAUACCCUUACUCGAUUGCCAUUUCCUAUACUCGAAACUCAUGAGCGUGUAACUUCCCUUAAUUAUCUGCCUAAGCUAGACCGUCUACUAUGCGGCACAAAUUUUCGCCUAAACAUACCACCACAUUACGAUAAGUACUUAGAGUAUGGAUUUGCUGAUGGCUCUCUCCGUUUCUUCUUUGUUGAUUCAAAAAAACCUGCCGGAUUAUUUGAAAAUAUUCAUCAAGGCCAAAUAUCAAGCGCUAUCUUCGCCUCCUCAACUCUCCUCAUCACAAGUGGUAAGGAUUGUGUGGUAUCUGCUCAUACUGUCAUAACAUCGCAAAAUAGGGCAGUCGAUUUACAACCACGUACCUCUCUUUUUGGUCAUAAAGCUCCUGUUACCGUACUUGCUGUUUCUAAAUCAUUUUCAACACUGCUCACUGCUUCUGUUGAUGGCAUUGUCAUUCUUUGGGAUCUAAAUCGCUUAGAAUUUGUACGCAAAUUAACUUCAGUUCAAGGCUCAGUUGAGUGCGCUUGUAUAAAUGACGUCACCGGAAAUAUUAUGUUAUGCAGAGAACAAACGGUCUUAAUUUAUACCCUCAAUGGUGACUUCAUUCUCGAGCAAAAUUUAUCUAGUGGCUUGGAUGAUCAUAUAUCAUCAUGCGCGUGGUUCGAGGGAACUGGUAAUGAAUGGAUUGAAAAUGAUCUUUGCUUCAUUAGUCAACGAGGUGGAAUAGUUAAUUGCUGGAAAAAAACUGUGACUCAACACCCUUUUCGAUGGGGACUUGAGCUGGUAAAGAAAAUGGAGCAUUAUCCAGAUGGAAAUCGAUGUAGCGAAACAGCAGUUGGUGGCCUAGACUUGCCAAAAAAUGGGAGAAAUACGAGCCAGACCUUCCGCGGUGGGGGUAACGACAUUUCCAUCACGUGUAUCAUGCCAAUGGCUCAAACUGUUUACACAGGAGACGAGGAGGGUAAAGUGUAUCAAUGGGACCUGGUGCCACGCGAGCAUUAA
Blumeria graminis f. sp. triticale is the source of this 7848-nucleotide messenger RNA. The record is from the annotation of a GenBank genome assembly. NCBI's taxonomy places the organism in Eukaryota, Fungi, Ascomycota, Leotiomycetes, Helotiales, Erysiphaceae.